AUGAAGAUGCACUUCUGCAUCCCGCUGUCCCAGCAGUGCCCCGACACGCUGGGGGGCCGCUACGUGCUGUAUUCCGUGUACCUGGACGGCUUCCUCUUCUGCAAGGUGCGCUACAGCCAGCUGCACGGAUGGAACGAACAGCUGAGGAGGGUCUUUGGAAAUUGUUUGCCGCCCUUUCCACCAAAAUAUUAUCUGGCAAUGACCACAUCCAUGGCUAAGGAGAGGAGGGACCAGCUGGAGCAAUAUUUGCAAAAUUUGACCAUGGACCCAAACAUAUUGAGAAGUGAUGUCUUCAUUGAGUUUUUAAAACUGGUACAGCUGAACACAUUUAACAUCACUGCCAAGAAAGCAUCUCUGGAUGUACUUCUGCCCAAUGAAAGGAGUAUUAAAGUGGAAAUUCUAACAUCGGACACUGCUGAAAGAGUCCUAGAGGUGGUGUCACACAAAAUUGAACUGUGUCGGGAGCUCUGGGACUACUUCGGCCUCUUUCUCUUUCGGUUUUGCAAGGAAGGCAAGCUCUCUGUGGUGAAAAAAUUGGCGGACUUUGAACUCCCUUAUGUUAGUCUUCGAAGUUCUGAAGUGGAAAACUGUAGAGUUGGACUCCGGAAUUGGUAUCUGGAUCCAGCCCUCGACUCCAUGCUGAUGGGCUGCAGAGCGGCCAUAGAUUUGCUCUAUAUGCAGGCAGUACAGGACAUUGGAAAAGGAUGGGCCAAACCCACACAGGUGCAGAGGGAGAAAUUAGAAGCUCUCCAGAAAGAAGACAAUCGAACAAAGUUUUUGGAGCUGUGCCAGGAGGUACAGCACUACGGGUACAUGCAGCUGGACCCAUGCACCUGCGACUGUCCGGAACCAGGCUGUGGGGCUGUCCUCUCCAUCGGCAACAACGAGAUCAGCUGCUGCAUCACCCUGCCUGGUGACCAGACCCAGGAUGUCGUUUUCCAGAUGAAUGGGGUGAAGUGCUGGCAGGUCACUUUCCUUGGAACUCUGCUGGAUUUGGAUGGGCCCCAGCGAACUCUCAACCAGAACUUGGAGCUCAGAUUUCAAUACAGUGAGGAUAGUCGCUGGCAGUGGUUUGUUAUUUAUACCAAGCAGGCUUUUUUGCUGAGUAGCUGCUUGAAAAAGAUGGUCUCAGAAAAGAUGGUAAAGCUAGCUGCAGAGAAUCCAGAAAUGCAGAUUGAAGUCCCAGAACAAGGCAAAAGUAACAAAUACCGCAUUCAGCCAAGCCAGCAGAAAGACUAUUCUAGUUUUCUGCCAAGAGCAAGCAAGAUUAAGAUGGCUGACGAUGACUGUGUUUUCCAGACCAUAAAGGAAGAAGAUCUUUAA
Otolemur garnettii (small-eared galago) is the source of this 1323-nucleotide messenger RNA. It is a transcript of the gene SNX31, whose product is annotated as sorting nexin 31. Gene Ontology annotation, molecular function: phosphatidylinositol binding. Lineage: Eukaryota; Metazoa; Chordata; Mammalia; Primates; Galagidae. Gene Ontology annotation, biological process: intracellular protein transport. The record is from RefSeq and is a predicted model, not a curated record. The transcript has 14 exons. Gene Ontology annotation, cellular component: early endosome. The coding region runs from base 1 to 1323 and encodes 440 amino acids.